CUCCGGGCCGUGCGCGGGGCUGGAUUAUAGGGACCUGUGAUGCCUUGUCAUCUCAUCAUGCACUAAACACAGUCUUAUAGAGCCGCGGGUGGUGGAUCAACGCGUGGUCGGGGGGCCUCCAGGGGUCCUUGAAAGAAUAACAGGCCUCGCUGCUCUGCGCGCAACAGCACCGCCGCGCCGCGGCCCCGAGCAGGAAGUGAAUUUGAAGAAAAUAAGCGACCGUGGAGGUAGAAUGACACUGUAGAGAGGGGGAGAGAGGUGGGAGAGAAGCAGCAAGCGGAGAAAGAAAGAAGAGAAGAGAGAGACCAGCGGAGGGAGGGACCGACCCUGUUUCUGGACCUGGAUACUGAGCUGCUCCCCUCUUGGACACAUAGGGCCUAUUGACUGCACCGCCACAAAAUGCUCAUAAAGGAAUUUCGAGUGAUUCUUCCUAUCUCUGUGGAAGAGUACCAGGUCGGCCAGCUGUACUCUGUGGCCGAGGCCAGUAAGAAUGAGACGGGUGGAGGAGAAGGCGUGGAGGUGCUAAAAAAUGAGCCCUACGAGAAGGAUGGAGAGAAGGGACAGUAUACACACAAAAUUUACCAUUUGCAGAGUAAAGUCCCGACAUUCGUCAGAAUGUUGGCUCCAGCUUCAGCUCUCAACAUCCACGAGAAAGCCUGGAACGCAUACCCGUACUGUCGCACAGUUAUCACUAAUGAGUAUAUGAAAGAUAACUUCCUGAUCAAGAUUGAGACAUGGCACAAACCUGACACGGGACACCUUGAAAAUGUACACGGUUUGGAUGCAGAAACCUGGAAGAAGGUGGACGUAGUCUAUAUUGAUAUCGCGGACAGAAGCCAAGUGGAUUCGAAGGACUACAAGCCAGAGGAGGACCCCUGCAGGUACAAGUCAGUGAAGACAGGACGAGGCCCUUUAGGACCAGACUGGAAGAAGGAACUUCCUAAGAAGACAGACUGCCCACACAUGUGUGCCUACAAACUGGUCACUGUCAAAUUCAAGUGGUGGGGCCUGCAAAAUAAAGUGGAGAACUUCAUUCAAAAGCAAGAGAAGCGUUUGUUCACUAACUUCCACCGUCAGCUGUUCUGCUGGAUCGACAAGUGGAUUGACUUGAACAUGGAGGAUAUUCGUCGCAUGGAGGAGGAGACACGCAAGGAGCUAGACGAGAUGAGAGUGAAGGACCCAGUGAAAGGGAUGGUGGCUCUAGAGGACUGAGGUUGUGUUGGACCGUGAAUGCUGCUGCUAAUCAGACCAGACUACCCAGACACCAGCGGAUUCACAUCCUCCUUCUAUUCCAACUGACACAACAUCUGACCGGCCGGUCCAACCCCCCCCCCUCCCAACUCUGGUUUUCAGGGACCUGGACCCAGUAAACUCCCAGUUUUCAGAUGAUCUCCUCCGCCACAUCCCACCUCCCCUCAAGUCCCAUCCAUAAUUUGUUUUUCCAUCCAGUGUCCCCGUCUUAUUAAGCGCUCUGAGGCCUCCGGUAGCAACACUAUAGAUCUUGUCCUCUCUUUCUCUCUCUCAGUCUCUAAACCGUUCUAAACUACAGAGAAUAGUGUCAUUUAUCUCUGCAAUUUAGGAUUUAUUUCUAUUUAAGAUAUCCCAAUGGUGUAUAUAUACAGUAUACAGUAUAUCGGGGAGCUAAUUGUAUUGAAAUAUAUAAAUAUCUAUAAAUAUAAAUAUAUAUGAACAGGGUUUUUAAAAGGAUUUUGUCUAUAAGUUUGUCUGUGGAUGUUUGUUUUUUUUCCAGACCAAGCUGUAUCUGCUCAGUGUUGAGGUUUGAUCCCGUGAUUAUUUUUUUUGAUUUGUCACAAUACCUCCUACU
Messenger RNA from Sebastes umbrosus (honeycomb rockfish), 1825 nucleotides. RefSeq names its product phosphatidylinositol transfer protein, alpha b (gene pitpnab). The transcript is spliced from 13 exons. Gene Ontology annotation, molecular function: phosphatidylinositol transfer activity; phosphatidylcholine intramembrane carrier activity; phosphatidylinositol binding. Bases 400 to 1212 code for a protein of 270 amino acids. Lineage: Eukaryota; Metazoa; Chordata; Actinopteri; Perciformes; Sebastidae. The record is from RefSeq and is a predicted model, not a curated record. Gene Ontology annotation, cellular component: cytoplasm. Gene Ontology annotation, biological process: phospholipid transport.